Insectozyma verbasci is the source of this 1680-nucleotide messenger RNA. Lineage: Eukaryota; Fungi; Ascomycota; Pichiomycetes; Serinales; Debaryomycetaceae. The record is from the annotation of a GenBank genome assembly.
AUGUCUUCAUCAAUUCAAUUAUUAAACCCAAAGGCAGAAUCUUUUAGACGCGAUCAAGCAUUACAAGUAAAUAUCAAUGCUGCUCAAGGUUUACAAUCUGUAUUAGCUUCAAAUUUGGGUCCAAAAGGAACAUUAAAAUUAUUAGUUGAUGGUUCGGGUGGGUUAAAAUUAACAAAAGAUGGCAAAGUUUUAUUAACAGAAAUGCAAAUUCAACAUCCAACUGCUGUUAUGAUUGCAAGAGCUGCAACUGCUCAGGAUGAAAUUACUGGUGAUGGUACCACCACAGUAAUUUUAUUAGUUGGAGAAUUAUUAAAACAAGCUGAAAGAUUUAUUAGUGAAGGUGUUCAUCCAAGAGUUAUAGUUGAUGGAUUUGAAAUUGCAAGAGAAACAAGUUUACAAUUUUUAAAUAAUUUUAAAAUAAAUGUUGAAAAAUUUGAUCGUGAAUUUUUAUUACAAAUUGCAAGAAGUUCAUUAAGUACAAAAAUUCCAAAUGAAUUAAGUGAUUUAUUAACACCAAUUGUAACUGAUGCUGUAUUAACAGUUAAAAAUAAUGAAAAUGAUAAUUUAGAUUUACAUAUGAUUGAAAUAAUGACUAUGCAACAUGGUUCAUCAAAAGAUACUGAAUUAAUAAAAGGUUUGGUUCUUGAUCAUGGUGCAAGACAUCCAGAUAUGCCCAAAAAACUUAAAAAUGCAUAUAUUUUAAUAUUAAAUGUUUCAUUAGAAUAUGAAAAAACUGAAGUUAACUCAGGUUUUUUUUAUUCUUCAGUUGAACAACGUGAAAAAUUAGUUGAAUCAGAAAGAAAAUUUGUUGACAAUAAAUUGAAAAAAAUUAUUGAAUUAAAAAAUUCAGUUUGUGAUUUAAAUUCGGAUAAAUCAUUUGUUAUAAUAAAUCAAAAGGGAAUAGAUCCAAUGUCAUUAGAUGUAUUGGCAAAAAAUAAUAUAUUAGCGUUAAGAAGAGCAAAAAGAAGAAAUAUGGAAAGAUUACAAUUAAUUUGUGGUGGUGAAGCACAAAAUUCAGUUGAUGAUUUAAAUGUAGAUAUUUUAGGUUAUUCUGGUUUAGUUUAUGAAACUAGUAUUGGUGAAGAUAAAUUUACUUAUAUUACUGAAUGUAAAGAUCCAAAAGCUGCUACAAUUCUUAUAAAAGGUUCAAAUAAUCAUAUUUUACAACAAACUAAAGAUGCAAUUAGAGAUGGUUUAAGAUCAGUUUCAAAUGUUUUAAAAGAUAAAUCAAUUUUACCUGGUGCUGGUGCUUUUUGGUUAAGUAGUAAUAAUUAUUUAUUAAAUGAUAAAUCUAUAUUAAAAGGUAAAAAUAAAUCGGGUAUAAAAGCAUUUGCUGAAGCGUUAUUGAUUGUUCCAAAAACACUUGCUUCAAAUGCUGGUUUAGAUCAACUAGAAACUAUAAAUAAUGCUCAAGAUGAAGUUAUUGAAAAUCAUAUAGUUGGUAUUGAUUUAAAAUCUGGUGAACCAAUGGAUCCUCAAAUUGAAGGUAUAUGGGAUUCUUAUAGAGUUAUAAGAAAUGCAAUUAGUAGUGCAACUGGUAUUGCUUCAAAUUUAUUACUUUGUGAUGAAUUAUUAAAAGCCGGUAGAUCUUCAUUAAAACAAGGUGGUGAUCAAGGUGCUUCAGCUCCUGGUGGUAUGCCUCAAGGAAUGCCUCAAGGAAUGCCUGGUGGAAUGCCAUGA